Molecule: messenger RNA, 1283 nt
Organism: Marmota flaviventris (yellow-bellied marmot)
Lineage: Eukaryota; Metazoa; Chordata; Mammalia; Rodentia; Sciuridae
Source: RefSeq, a predicted model, not a curated record
CAGGCGGCAGAGUGGCGCUCUGCGCCCGAGGCCCGCGGUCGCUGGCUGGGCUGAAGACGGAAUGGGGAAGAAGCAGGUGCGUCCUCCACGAGCACUUCCACCUGCACCAAGUGCUGUUCAAGAUGAUGUUUCACAAAGUCGUCCUAAAAGAAAGAAGUCCAGAACCAAAGCUACACUAGCUAGUGCUUCUUUGGAAGGUUUUGAUGAGACUGUUGUUCAUAGAUCAUCUGAGGGCAUUGAGCCACCAACUAAUGAACUCAAAGAGCAUCCAGAGGCUCCUGUUCAAAGGAGACAGAGGAAGACGAGGCUACCUCUUGAGCUGGAGACUUCUUUCACUCAGAAGAAGACAUCUAAUCCAUCUUUAUUACGAAAUGAAAAUGGUAUUGAUGCAGAGCCAGCUGAGGAGGCUGUUAUUCCAAAACCACGAAGGAAGACAAAGAAAACCCAGAGAGCACAGUUACAGUAUGCCAAUGAACUAGGAGUAGAAGAUGAAGACAUAAUUACUGAUGAGCAAACAACUUCAGAACAACAGUCCAGAUUCACUGCACCCACUGGAAUUAGCCAGCCUGUAGGCAAAGUAUUUGUGGAAAAAAGCCGGCGAUUCCAGGCUGCUGAUCGUUCAGAAUUGAUCAAGACCACAGAAAACAUAGAUGUGUCAAUGGACAUGAAGCCUUCCUGGACCACCAGAGAUGUGGCACUUUCAGUACACCGAGCUUUUAGGAUGAUUGGUCUGUUUUCUCAUGGCUUCUUGGCUGGCUGUGCUGUAUGGAAUAUUGUCGUGAUAUAUGUUCUAGCUGGAGAUCAGCUGUCUGACCUCUCCAACCUUUUGCAACAAUAUAAGACCUUAGCAUAUCCAUUCCAGAGUCUCCUUUACUUACUUUUGGCUUUAAGUACAGUUUCAGCUUUUGACAGAAUUGACUUUGCUAAAACAUCAGUAGCAAUCCGAAAUUUUUUUGCCCUGGAUCCAACAGCUUUAGCGUCUUUCUUGUACUUGACUGCUCUUAUACUAUCUCUGAGUCAGCAAAUGACAAGUGACAGAAUCCACCUUUAUACGCCUUCUUCUGUUAAUGGUAGCCUCUGGGCAGCAGGAAUUGAGGAACAGAUUCUCCAGCCAUGGAUUGUGGUGAAUCUGGUGGUGGCUCUUCUUGUUGGAUUAUCUUGGCUUUUUUUGUCUUAUAGGCCAGGCAUGGAUCUUAGUGAAGAGUUAAUGUUCUUCUCUGAUGUGGAUGAAUAUCCUGAUACAGAAAUCAAGGCCUCUUCAUAAUACCAACUCAUGUUCAAAG